Molecule: messenger RNA, 2520 nt
Organism: Penicillium riverlandense
Lineage: Eukaryota; Fungi; Ascomycota; Eurotiomycetes; Eurotiales; Aspergillaceae
Exons: 2
Coding region: 1-2520 (839 amino acids)
Source: RefSeq, a predicted model, not a curated record
AUGGCUCCUUCUAAUCCAACAGAUGGCACCGGGUCCCCUUCCUCCGGUUCUCCAGCCAUCGAUAGGAAAGGGGCCGGGUCCGUCAAGAGAGCAAGGCAGCUGCUGGAGGCCGGCGUACGCCCAGAAAGAUCAUCGCCGCCUGUCCCGAAACCGCCUCCAAUCCUAAUUCGGAAUGUCAAUCAGCAGAUGAAAUGGCCUCUCCGUGACUCUAGCCAGCAGCCAUACCCGCCGAAUCACCAUCCCAGAUACAUGACCCCGCGUGGUCCUCCACCCCAUGGCCCUCCGCCGCAGCGUCCACCGCAUCCAAGCGAAGUUCCCUCUCAGGUUCCUUCACCGUCAGUCUAUUCCGUGAGAAGCAGCCAGGAUAAUGGUACAAGACCAACCCAGUCCUUUUCACACCCUCGUCCAAAUCAGCCACCGUCUCGCCUACAGACAAGUGACGACAUGCCUGCCAGCCCUUCGAGCACCGAAAGUACGACUGCUGGCGGCUCGAUCACGACAGACGAACUAUUCAGACGCUCUGGUUGCUCAUCCACACCAUCCGUGCCGGAUGUCCCUCCCUUCCCGCCACCACCCCCAGAGCCUCAAUAUGAUCCUCGCCGACGGACCGCCGGCCUUGUUCCUCCACCGAACGCUCGCCGGGGGCAGCGCGCCCGUCGAUCAUCCGUGUCCCCAAUCCCAGAGGAGAAUUCCAAUCCCCGUAACACUCUAGGUUCCCUUGCCUCGAGCCGGGCUAUGCCGUCCAGCUGGGGAUCCGGACUGGCUGAAUCGGAGAUUCUAGGCGCUUACCUGGACGUUGAGUCUGACUCUGAUGAUGGUUACGACUCUGACAACCAUUCGAAUCCCAAUUAUGAUAAUAGCGAGACUCUGGUAAGGAGUGCAAGUCUUGGGAAGAGAGGGAAACCGACGAUGCGCACUAUCCAAAAGCCCGGCACUACUUCAGACGCGAAUGCCGAGACGCAGUCAGAUAAUACGAAGCAAGAUGAGACUGCUGCCGCUGCUGGAGCCAUUGUGGGAGCUAUCGCUGCAGGAGUGGCUACUGAUCAAACAACACUCCGCCCCCCGACUCCUGAACGCAAGCGCUCGGCUUCUACGGCAUCGAGUGAUGGUUCAGCUAAAGGUGUCGACCCGGAGAAGCCGCCGAUUGUGCAGGACGAGAGUGUUUACAAUGAGAAAGAGGAGAACCUUCCCAUGGCUGCGCCGACCAUGAGUGACAACCGACCAGGCGGCCGCAAGCCCCCUCGUUUGGACAUAGGUGCUGUGCGCAAUGCAGAGGCCCGAGGUAGUCUUUCCAGCUUGACGGACCUGAUCCGACGCGCUACCAAGCUAGCAUCGAACCUGGACCGUGGGCGAACAGCCAGUCGGGCUGAUCUUCUAGAUGGAGAUGAUGCCAAGCCAGCAUUUGGGCACCGGUACCGCAACUCCGGCUCGCUGUCGGAUAUUCUCGCCUCGUUCCCUCCGCCUGGACUUUCGACCCCGGACGAGAGUGGCCGGCAAUCAUGGCCCGUCUUCUUUGGACGCUCGAAUCUGCGACACAUCGAACCCCUGUCCUCCAACGAGGACGGACCCGACUCCAAUCGUCGCCGGGCCCGGUGCUGCGGGAUGCCGAAGUGGCUAUUCAUAUUCUUUUGCAUGAUCGUCCUCAUCCUAGUCGUGCUCGCCAUCGUCCUCCCCGUGAUGCUCGUCGCAGUACCGAACGCGGCAUCCAGCGACCAUCCCACUUGCGCCCAGAGGGUCCCCUGCCACAAUGGCGGGGUCAGCGUCUCCGCGGGGAACGAAUGCUCGUGCGUCUGUUCAGACGGGUACACGGGGCCACAGUGUACGAUCAACGGCGACGGCAGCUGCAUCACGGCGGAAGUCAGCAACAGCUCCAUGACGAGGAACGCGACGAUGGGCAGUGCGCUCCCGAGCCUGUUCCAGCAGUCCGAGGACAAGUUCGGGAUCGAGCUCGACCCGAUCACCAUUAUGGCGCUGUUCAGCAUACAAAAUGUCUCGUGCAAGACGGAGAAUGCGCUCGUCUCUUUCAGUCAGGUCAAUACGGGCAGCAGCAACAGCAGCAACUCUCGUCGAUCCCUCCUGGCGGGGGACGAUGAUGAUAGUAGUGAGUUUGCCUCGCCCUCUGUCUUGUCGGAGAAGCCUACGGCGGUCAUGGAAGAGCGUGCCGUCGCAACUAUGAAUGGGAUCGUGUACGACGACGAGGGAACGCCCAAAGCAGUGAAAGACAAAGAUGCAAAGGCUACACAAACGACCAGCACCUCCACCCUUCCGACGGCUACGCCAACCGCCAACUCGUCGUCGUCCAAUCCCUCAACCGUCGUCCCCGCCGUCGUAGUGGAAUUCUCCCGGGUAUCCGUCCUCUACAUCCUACAGCGAACGGGCUCACUCGACGCGGCCAUGAGCGCGGAGUCGCGCAUCGAGUCGUACCUGACGCUGACCAGUACGGGGCAAAUGGGGUCGUUGGAGGUGGAUUCGUUCUCGCUGGACUUUUCCAAGCGGACGAUCCACCGGAGUGGGGAGUAG